This is a messenger RNA of Cynoglossus semilaevis (tongue sole), 2543 nucleotides long. RefSeq names its product BTB (POZ) domain containing 3a (gene btbd3a). NCBI's taxonomy places the organism in Eukaryota, Metazoa, Chordata, Actinopteri, Pleuronectiformes, Cynoglossidae. The transcript is spliced from 4 exons. The record is from RefSeq and is a predicted model, not a curated record. Gene Ontology annotation, molecular function: protein binding. Gene Ontology annotation, biological process: dendrite morphogenesis; cerebral cortex development; neurogenesis. Gene Ontology annotation, cellular component: cytosol. The coding region runs from base 31 to 1458 and encodes 475 amino acids.
AUGAUUCAUCUUUCAGUCUGACGUCUCACAAUGGCUGCUGAGUUGUUUCCUGCUAACACGCUGCUGCCUCCGGCCACCACCAGCAGUAACUCAUCCGUGCAGCAGGAGGAGCAGCAUCAGAACGUGACCAACAACAACGGCAGCAGCAGCAACAGCAGCAUCAGUGCACAAAGUUCCUGCAGCUGGCAGGGUCUUUACCCCAGCAUCCGAGAGAGAAACUCAGUCAUGUUCAACAAUGAAAUGAUGGCAGAUGUUCACUUUGUGGUUGGACCCCCUGGUGGAACACAAAGAGUUCCAGGUCACAAGUACGUCUUAGCGGUCGGCAGCUCUGUGUUCCAUGCUAUGUUCUACGGGGAACUGGCUGAGGAUCAGGAUGAGAUCCGGAUCCCAGAUGUGGAGCCACCGUCUUUCCUGGCUAUGCUGAAAUACAUCUACUGUGACGAGAUCGACCUGUGUGCCGACACGGUGCUCGCCACCCUUUAUGCUGCCAAAAAGUACAUCGUUCCUCACCUGGCACGGGCCUGUGUGAGCUUCCUGGAGACAAGUCUUAGUGCAAAGAACGCGUGUGUGCUGCUGUCACAGAGCUGUCUGUUUGAAGAACCUGACCUGACACAGCGUUGCUGGGAGGUGAUCGAUGCUCAGGCUGAGCUAGCACUUCGCUCUGAAGGAUUCUGUGAUAUUGACAUACAAACAUUAGAGAGUAUUCUGCGCCGAGAGACACUUAACGCCAAAGAGAUGGUUGUGUUUGAGGCAACACUGAACUGGGCAGAGGCUGAGUGCCAACGUCAGGAACUGUCCCCAACCAUUGAGAAUAAGCGGCUGGUACUCGGGAAGGCGAUCUACCUGAUUCGUAUACCUACUAUGGUCCUGGAGGACUUUGCCAAUGGUGCAGCACAGUCUGGUGUCCUCACUCUGAACGAGACCAAUGACAUCUUUUUGUGGUACACCGCCGCCAAUAAACCUGAACUCUUGUUCUGUACGAAACCUCGCAAAGGCCUGGCUCCACAACGGUGCCACCGCUUCCAGUCCUGUGCAUACAGGAGCAACCAAUGGCGGUACCGAGGACGGUGCGACAGCAUCCAGUUUGCCGUAGACAAGCGUGUUUUCAUAGCUGGGUUUGGGCUUUACGGCUCCAGCUGUGGCUCGGCCGAGUACAGCGCUAAGAUUGAGCUGAAACGCCAGGGUGUGCCAAUGGCACAGAGGAUCAUCAAAUACUUCUCUGACGGCUCCAGCAGCACUUUCACCGUCUGGUUUGAGUAUCCGGUGCAGAUCGAGCCGGACACGUUCUACACUGCUAGCGUGGUUCUGGACGGGAACGAGCUGAGCUAUUUUGGCCAGGAGGGCAUGACGGAGGUGCAGUGUGGCAAAGUGACCUUCCAAUUCCAGUGCUCAUCAGACAGCACCAACGGUACUGGUGUGCAGGGAGGUCAGAUACCAGAACUCAUCUUCUACGCAUGAGGGGAACAUCACCAAGAAAACAAAUCUGUUGAAAAGAAAAGGUUUUUAACACUGCUGAUAAGUUCACCCUGUUGCUCCUAGUGAUGACCCAAGAUGCCAUCCUAGUGAUUCUAUUUUAAAGUGCCAGUAGGGGGAGCCAUGUUUUUUAGUCAUUCCACGUUUUCAAUUCCAUCUUAAUAUUUUCUUUUUAUUUAAAAUGUUUAGUAAAAGUCUGUAUCCUUGGUGUCAUGCUGUUGUCACAGUAUGCAUAACAUAUGCUUUUAUUCUUUUUUUAGCAUCUUUAUUCAACAUAUUUAACAUUACAAAUCAAACACAGCAGGACAAUGGAGAAUCUAUUUAAUAAUUGUAAAAAAAAAACAUAAUUACCGACUGACAUAAUAUUGUGAAUCACAAUUAAUUGAGUAUUGAAUGUAAAAAAACAGUAUUGUUUCAUGUCCUCAUUAUGAUAUAAUGUUGGUGUUUGCCUAGUUAUCGCAAUAAUGAAAAGACGGAUGUUUGUAAAUACACAUCGAUGAUAGAACAUCUUACACAGUGAUGAGUUAAAGCACAAAUGGAAACCUGGGCGCUGCCAUCUUUUUUGAGGCACCAUGCCAUUUCUAGCCUUUAAGGCAUUUGUGUCUUGUUGUAGCUGCAGACUUGCGGUUCACAGGGUUGCACUGAUCCUCCUAGUGCAUUAUGGGUAACAUGCAGGCUCUAAGGUAAGCUCUGUUUUUAAUUUAGAAAUCAAUUUUUUUGUGCCAAUAUCUUUGGUGCUGAAAGGAGCAUCUUAACAUGACGUUAACGCUAACCAGCAUGAAGUUCCUCAGAUCACCUGAGGGGGGCUCUGCUACCGAGAAGAAACUUUAUAUUAACUGUUUUAUUUAGAGACCAUCUACACUUCUUGUGAUUUUAAUUUCCUAUACUCUGAAGAUUGUCAAUGUGUUUCUGUGACUGUUUCCUGUUUGUUUAUUUGUUUAUCUGAUCCAGAACCACAUUGAACAUGUUUGUAAACAUGUUGUUUUCAACAUCUCUGUGUUGAAUGUGCCAGUGACCUAGUUUGUGGCCUUAAGAACAAUCAACUUUUACAAAUAAAAUAUUAAUUUUCC